Dromiciops gliroides (monito del monte) is the source of this 4366-nucleotide messenger RNA. RefSeq names its product golgi associated kinase 1B (gene GASK1B). The record is from RefSeq and is a predicted model, not a curated record. NCBI's taxonomy places the organism in Eukaryota, Metazoa, Chordata, Mammalia, Microbiotheria, Microbiotheriidae. The transcript has 4 exons. Bases 143 to 1675 code for a protein of 510 amino acids. Gene Ontology annotation, cellular component: Golgi apparatus.
CCCUUUCCUUCCGCCACGACUCACUGGAGACUACUUCGAAAUCAAAGAAGGGGGUCUGCUGAAGGCUGAAAAGCAUGUAUCAUCCCAGCUGGUGCAGUGUACAGGCUUUAAAGUCUCUUCACCAUGUGGAUGCAUCGGAGAAAUGACCUGCCCAGACAAGCCAGGCCAACUCAUAAACUGGUUUGUCUGCUCCUUGUGCAUCCCGAGGGUGCUGAGGCUUUGGAGUAUCAGACGCCCGAGGACUAGGAGAAAUCUGUUGCUAGGGACUGCCUGUGCUCUCUAUCUGGGCUUCCUGGUGAGCCAAGUUGGACAUGUGUCACCCCAGCAUCGAAGGGCACCAGAAAAGGGGCCCCGCCAGAACUUGGAUGCUGCUGGGACACCUUUUCUAGAGCUGCCCUUGGAUGGUACAUUAGCACCCCCUGAGAACCAGGGAAAUGGGACCACCCUGCAGCCUAAUGUGGUCUAUAUCACCCUACGCUCUAAAAGGAGUAAACCUGCUAACAUUCGAGGUACCGUGAAGCCCAAGCGCAGGAAAAAAUAUCCCCUAGCCUCCUUAACCCAGGAGACAUGGACUAAACCAGCCAGCCAGCCACAGGGGCUGGCAGGGGCAGCAGAUGCUGAUGUCCAUGGGAAUUCCCAUAAUGAAGAGGCGGACAAGGGCUGGGGGCGUCCCUGGAUAUUGGCCCAGAGACCAGACCUCCAGCUGCCCAGGACUUCGGAGAGCAACAUUAGGAUAUACAGUGAGAGUGCCCCCUCGUGGCUGAGCAAAGAAGACAUCCGUGGGAUGCGUUUGCUGGCUGACAGUGCAAUUGGAGACAUCCAAGAAUUGCCUUCCCAAACUGGGGCCCGCUUAUUGGUGCUGGAAGGGAACUCAAAGAACAAAUGGCCUUCUUGUGGCACCAGCCCUUGUGGUUUGCUCAAGAGACCCUUGGACAUGAGUGAGGUGUUUGCUUUCCACCUGGACCGUAUCCUGGGCCUAAACAGAACCCUGCCAUCUGUUAGCAGGAAGUCUGAGUUCAUUCAAGAUGGCCAUCCCUGUCCUGUGAUUCUCUGGGACUCAUCAUUGUCUCCAACAGAUAAUGGAAGUCAUUCUUCUGUUUCACUCACUUGGGGUGCUUAUCAACAAUUACUCAAGCAAAAAUGUUGGCAGAAUGGUAGAGCACCCAAAGGUGAAUGGGGAUGUACUGAAGUACAUCACCAUGAAUGGUCUAAGAUGGCACUCUUUGAUUUUCUGCUUCAGAUCUACCACCGCUUAGAUGUAAACUGCUGCGGAUUCCGACCUCGGAAGGAGGAUGCCUGUGGUCAGAAGGGAGUUAAGAGGAAAUGUGAUAACCAAGAUACUAUGGAGCUAACACACAUUGUUCAAAGAAAGCAUGACCCAAGGCAUUUGGUCUUUAUAGACAAUAAAGGUUUCUUUGACCGAAGUGAAGAUAAUUUAAAUUUCAAAUUAUUAGAAGGAAUCAAAGAGUUUCCUGAAUCUGCAGUUUCAGUUCUGAAGAGUCAGCACUUAAGGGAGAAGCUCCUUCAAUCUUUGUUUCUUGACAAAGUUUAUUGGGAAAGCCAAGGAGGUCGACAAGGAAUUGAAAAACUUAUUGAUGUGAUAGAACAGAGAGCCAAGAUUCUUCUCACCUACAUUAAUGCACAUGGAGCCAAAGUAUUGCCUAUGAAUCAGUGACUUUGAAGGGCUUGGUAUUAAUGCAAACAUUGGGACAAAAGUAUUAGGACAUAGAAAUGCUUGAGUACUUCUACAAGAUUGCUAUAGAAAUGUUUCUGAAAAUAUUCUGUCUUCACAGAAAACAUACACUUUUCCUUCUCCAUAUGUAUUGAACUGGCCCAGUAAAAUAUGAGUUCUUUGAGGGCAGGAACUGUUUUUUGGUUUUGUACCCCCAAUGCCCUAGAAAUGUUACCUUGUACUUUUUAAAUUCAUUUUUUGGUAUUGGUUAGUUUAAAUACUUGACUGCAGAAUGGUUUCAAGGAUUAUUUGAUCUAAUUUUGGUCAAACCAGUCAGUAUCAUUGACUAAGUCCAGUUGAAUUGAACCCAACAAACAUCUUUUUGCACCUGCUAUUUGUAAGGUGCUAUAACAGGUACUGAAAAUAUAAAAACAGAAACAACACAACCCUUGUCCUGAAGGUGCUCAUAUUGCUUCCUUUGCUUUAUCAGAGGAGACCCAGACAUAUUAUAUUGGUCAUUUCAAUAAUGACACCAUAAAGAAAGACCUUAAUAAUUACAGUGACCAAAAGUUACCUUGGUUCUUGAAGCCUUUUGGCCUCCUAGGUUUGGGGGAAUCUUGGGUUUAUGAUCCUUUCAUUUAGAAUAGAGAUGUCCAAAGGGUACAUGGUGGCUCCCUUAGCACUGACAAAUUCAUAUAUAGGUUUCACAAACAAAACAAAACAAAACAAAACAAAAACUCUGCAAAGACAUCAGUGAUGACCUGCAAAGAAGUGUUGGAUCAUUUGUAAACAUAUAGUGCAUCCUACAUUAUUUUUACAAAAAACCCUGCCAUACUUAUAGAGAAAACAUAGUAUCCCCAGACCUUUUGGGGAUAAAUUACAUUUUCAGAAUAGAAACAAUUCUAAUUUGACUAUUUAUAGUUAUAGUUUCUCAGUUUCUAAAGAGAGAUCUAAAUUAUAUUGUGUGACUUGGAACCAAGUGAUUCUGAGACUGGAAGUUGGUUAUUUAGAAAUACAUCCAUAUAUAUGUAUGUGUGUGUGUGUGUGUGUGUGUGUGUGUGUGUGUGUGUAGUUAGCUUGUCAAUUUUUUGAAGGCUAUAUACAAUGAAACCAGUUUUAUGAUCCAUUAACAAUUUCCUCAGCUUUGCUUGGUUCAACAAUACAUAUUUGAACCUAGUUCACAUCAACUGUUAUGUUGAAAGCUAUUUCUCUGCUAUCAAAGGGAAAAUAUUGUAAGUUAAAUACUGACUUGGGUGAGGUCUCCUCACUACAAUUUCAAUCUCAAGGCUAGUUCCCAACCCUUCCUCAGUGCCCCACCCUCAUGUCUGUUUCAUAUGAACAUGGAUGAACCUAAGCAUUUAGAAAGGGAAGGGAAUAAGCAUUUGUCUAGUCACUGCUCUCUGUCAGGCACUGUGAUAAAUGCUUUUUUAAAAUAUUAUCUGACUUAAUCCUCACAACAAUCCUGUGAGGUAGGUACUAUUAUUAUCUUCAUUUUGUAGUAGAGGAAAGUCAUUAUUGGGUAUUAUUACCUUUGGAUAUUUUUGAAGAACAAAGUAGGCCUUUCUAUAGUGACCACCUAAGUUUUAUUUUAAAAAUAAUUUUGGAAGGGCUACUCUCUUUUAGCUUCUUUUUGCUUACUUGAGAAAUUGAUAUUGAGAGUUCAUUAAAGAAUUAUUUACAAAAAUAUGCCACCCCAUCCCACACCUAAAACUAUAUGCUGUUCUUAAUAUCUUCUUUAUUUUCUUUUUUAAAAACAAGUAAUAAUUAAAUAGCAAUAUUAAUAACAACAAAACUAUAUUUCAAUGAAGUAAAAUAUUUUUCUGUAGAUUUAUUAUAAUUUCUAUAUGCAGAAAAAAGUGAGAAAAAUAUUAAAUGCAAGAAAAGAUGGGAGGAAAGAUAUUAUUGGCUAUUCUAUUACCAUGUUUUCAAGGCGCUUAGUCAUGUAUUAUCUUUAAGAGAUACCUGCUUAUUGAUACAAGUUGCCCUUGGCAAAAUGGUAAUUGAAUUUUGUCUUUAGCAUUUCAAUCUAUUCUCAUAUCCAUUAGUGGCAUUUCUUGAGAUACUUUCUAGCUGUGUGAUCUUGGGUAAGUAACUUAAUCACUUUGGUCACCAGUUAUUUUUUCAUCUAUAAAAUGAUGGGAUUAGACUUGACUUCAAGGUUGCUUUUCCAGCUUUGUGUGAUCCUAUUUAGGGGAGUGGUAGCCAGGGAAAUAUAUUUUCGUUUGGUAACUCACAGGGAUGGUGAUUUGAGUCACAGGGGAAUCAUUCAACAAACCAUUUGGAGAAACAAUGGUAGUAUUGAUCUGAUUAAAAUUCCCAGUGUAAAAGGUGGAAAAUUGGGGUACAGGUUAGACGAGGGGAGCAGAAUUUGGUGAGGGGACUUUUCUCAAUGGAGAGUUCCCUACACAUGACCAAGAAACUCCUGAUUUGAUACAUUAUCCUUUCUAGGUAAUAUAAUUGAAUCUUAAUAGAGGCUUUCUGGAAAUUGAAUACUUCAGUCCAAAGGAGUAUUUUAAAUGGUGGGAAUUCCAGGCAACAUAGUUGGCUAUUGUAAGACAUAUUUGGCAGGCAACCUUUCUAAUACCCUUUGAGUAUUGUAUUGAGGGUGGCAUCCUCUUCUUAUACAUAAGGAGGCCCAGAUUAAUUUAAACACUUAAUGUAUAAUUUGAAGCAAAUAAAUACAAGUUCCAGGAA